AUGGUGGAAAGGCGCGGAGGCGUGGCCGACAUCCUUGCCUUCCUCGCCCCGAAUGCAUUGACGGCUGUGGAUCUCACAGCUGAAUCUCGAGUGGCAGAGCCGACAGCUGGAAAUGAAGUUGAAGUAUCUCGGUGGGGUGGUGGUGCCCUCCAGCAGCCCACCUGCAUUGACGAGGUGGCUGCGCCGGCAGAGGGGGGCUGCAGACCUUUUGCAGACCCUUUUGCUGUGGAGAGGGCAGCGGCGGCCGUGGCGCCCCUGUUCGGGAAGCUGAACCGAGCUUCGUGGUCGUCGAGACGGCAGGCCGAGGGAAAGAGGGCGAGGCCUGAGCGCUGGGCUGGCCCACUCUCCGCCCCGAGGCUCACCCGAUCAUUCCUGACUUGA
Molecule: messenger RNA, 381 nt
Organism: Gaeumannomyces tritici R3-111a-1
Lineage: Eukaryota; Fungi; Ascomycota; Sordariomycetes; Magnaporthales; Magnaporthaceae
Exons: 2
Coding region: 1-381 (126 amino acids)
Source: RefSeq, a predicted model, not a curated record